AUGGAAGGCGGUUCCAAUUGCUACUCGAGCAUGCCUAACACUGUGGAUGAAAUAUAUGAAGACUUCAAGCGCCGCAGAGAGGGCAUAAUAAAAGCUCUUACAGAGGAUUUUGAGGAGUUAAACCAGCAAUGUGACCCAAAAGAUGAGAGUUUUUUGGGGCUUUAUGGACUUCCGGAUGAAUCAUGGAAAGUUGUUCCUCAACAAGAGGGGUCUCCCAUGCUUCCAAAUCCUGUUUGGGGAAUCAAUAACAAUAGAAUGACUAUGUCAAAAAAGAGUUGGAAGCACUCUGUUGCUGAUAAUAGUCAUGUAUGGCUUCAUGCCUUAGCUAUUUUCCACUGUGCAAGACUUGGACUUGGGGAAGAAGAUAAGAGAUUACUUCUCACCAUGGUUGGAAGCUUUCAAUCAGUAGAAGAGGCUAUAAAAGAGGCUGCAGAAUCAGAAGGAAAGCAAAUAGUUAUCAGGCAGCCAAGUAGAAAGAGGAAAUUUUCUGAAGCUCUGGUGAUGGACAGAGUGUAUCCUCACCAAAGUGAAGAUGAAAAUGAUCAAGGCUAUGAACCGCAUUGUCCAAUCUGUGGAGAAAAGGAUGGUGAUGAAAAAUGGAUCUUGUGUGAUGUUUGUGAAGAAUGGCUCCAUUGCAGAUGUGUGAAUAUUAGCUCACAAGAGGCUGAUGAUAUGGCACAAUACAUAUGCCCAUUCUGCUCCACCUAA
This is a messenger RNA of Cryptomeria japonica (Japanese cedar), 708 nucleotides long. Its product is annotated as PHD finger protein ALFIN-LIKE 3-like. Gene Ontology annotation, molecular function: histone binding; transcription cis-regulatory region binding; transcription coregulator activity. Gene Ontology annotation, cellular component: nucleus. The record is from RefSeq and is a predicted model, not a curated record. The transcript has a single exon. Bases 1 to 708 code for a protein of 235 amino acids. Gene Ontology annotation, biological process: regulation of DNA-templated transcription. NCBI's taxonomy places the organism in Eukaryota, Viridiplantae, Streptophyta, Pinopsida, Cupressales, Cupressaceae.